Molecule: messenger RNA, 2565 nt
Organism: Trichosporon asahii var. asahii CBS 2479
Lineage: Eukaryota; Fungi; Basidiomycota; Tremellomycetes; Trichosporonales; Trichosporonaceae
Product: ATP dependent DNA helicase
Exons: 2
Coding region: 1-2565 (854 amino acids)
Biological process (GO): DNA replication; double-strand break repair via break-induced replication; DNA strand elongation involved in DNA replication
Cellular component (GO): nucleus; MCM complex
Molecular function (GO): ATP binding; single-stranded DNA binding; ATP hydrolysis activity
Source: RefSeq, a predicted model, not a curated record
AUGGCCGAGUUCGCGAGUCAGCCAGAGCCCACGGCCAUCGUCGCCGACGACCUCAUGCGCGAUCGCGCUCGUCAGUUCGUCGAAUUCCUCGAUGAUGAGGCCAACUACAACUACCGCGAGUCCAUCCGCCAGAUGUUGGAUCUCGAACAAAACCGCCUCAUUGUCAACCUCGACGACCUCCGUGAUUAUGACAGGACUUAUGCCGACGGCCUCCUCCUGAAGCCGACCGAGUUCCUGCCGGCGAUUGAGGCUGCGCUUCUUCAACUCGUCCAGGCUCUUCAUGAGCCUCACAAGCACGACAUUGCCGGCAAGGAGUACCACGUCGGCUUCCGCGGCUCCUUUGGUCAGCAGCACUGCAACCCGCGAACACUGCGUUCGAAUCAGCUGGGCAAGAUGGUCUCGAUGGAGGGUAUCGUGACACGAUGCUCCCUCGUCCGUCCCAAGAUGCUCAAGUCGGUCCACUACUGUCCUCCGACGUUCAAGUUCCACUCCAGGACGUACCACGACCAGACUAUGAUCCAGCCAUCCUCCACUCUGACCGCGUCGACGACUGUUAUUCCCCAGGAUGAUGGUGAGGGACACGCGCUCCUCAUGGAGUACGGUCUUUCCACCUUCCGCGACCAUCAGGCUAUCAACAUUCAGGAGAUGCCUGAGCGCGCUCCUCCCGGACAGCUGCCACGCUCCGUGGAGGUCGUCCUUGCCGAUGACCUUACAGACGUCUGCAAGCCUGGAGACCGUAUCCAGCUUGUCGGUGUCUACAAGUCGCUUGGUGGUGGCCAGGGCACCCGCGGUUUCACGACCCAGCUCAUCGCCAACAACGUCAUCCUCCUGUCCUCGAAGCAGGGUGGUGGUAUCGCCCAGGCUCCCCUCACCGACACCGACAUCCGCAACAUUAACAAGAUCUCCAAGAAGCGCAAUGUCUGUGAGCUCCUCUCGCAGUCACUCGCCCCUUCGAUCUACGGCUACGAGUAUGUCAAGCGGGCUAUUCUCCUCAUGCUGCUCGGCGGCGAGGAGAAGAACCUCAAGAACGGCGGUCACAUCCGUGGUGACAUCAACGUCCUCAUGGUCGGUGACCCCUCGACCGCCAAGUCGCAGAUGCUUCGAUUCGUUCUGAACACGGCUCCGCUUGCCAUCGCCACCACCGGUCGAGGAUCCUCGGGCGUCGGUCUGACUGCCGCCGUCACCACUGACAAGGACACUGGUGAACGUCGUCUCGAGGCGGGUGCAAUGGUUCUCGCCGACCGUGGUGUUGUGUGUAUCGACGAGUUCGAUAAGAUGUCAGAGGUUGACCGUGUCGCUAUCCACGAAGUCAUGGAGCAGCAGACUGUCACCAUCGCCAAGGCUGGUAUCCACACGACCCUCAACGCCCGCUGCUCUGUCGUCGCGGCCGCGAACCCGAUCUACGGCCAGUACGACGUCCACAAGGACCCGCACAAGAACAUUGCACUCCCCGAUUCGCUGCUCUCGCGUUUCGAUUUGCUCUUCGUUGUCACCGACGACUGCGAUGAGCAACGUGACCGCAAGAUCUCGGAGCACGUCCUCCGCAUGCACCGUUACCUGCAGCCUGGUGUCGAGGAGGGUACGCCGGCCGUCGAGAACAUCGACCAGCACCUUGACGUUGGAGGUGAUGUUGAGGAGUCACGGACGACUGAGACUCCCGUGUUCGAGAAGUACAACCAGCUCCUCCACGGCGGUGUCACGACAUCCUCUGGCCGAGGAGCGAACAAGCGAAAGGAGGUCCUCUCCAUCGCGUUCGUCAAAAAGUACAUUCAGUACGCCAAGUCGCGUAUUCACCCUAUCCUGACUAAGGGUGCUGCCGACUGGAUCGUCGGUGUUUACGCCGCCCUCCGCAACGAUGACCUCGCCAGCAACCAGAAGCGCACUUCGCCCCUGACUGCUCGUACCCUCGAAACUCUCAUUCGUCUCGCCACUGCCCACGCCAAGGCGCGCCUUGCCACCCAUGUGGACGAGCGUGAUGCCAUGGCUGCCGAGGAACUUCUUCGCUUCGCCCUGUUCAAGGAGGUUAUCCGCCCCGAGCGCCGCAAGCGAAGAAAGCUCAACGCCGGCGGCCACGCUGCUGGAAGCGACAGUGAGGAGGACAGCGAGGAUGAGGAGGUCGAGGAGGAGGAGGGUGCAACCGAGGGCGAGCGUCAGCGUGCUCGCGAGAAGGCGAAGCGCAUUGAGGGCCAGACGCCGCGACCUCAGCGCACGACGCGAAGCACCGCAGCCGAGCGCGAGAACAGCAUGGACGUCGACGACGACGAGGACGCUGCCGCCGCCGAGGCCGAGCUUGCCACUGCUGAGGCCGAAGAGGCCGAUGCACCUUUCGAGGGCACACUCGGCGCUGACCGUCUCAACCUCUUCCGCGAGCGUCUCUCGGCUGCCUUUGACGCAUACGGCGCCGAGGGCUUCCUCAACUUUGGCGAUCUGCUGCCGCGCAUCAACGAGGAGCUCGACAACGCCGACAUGUUCGGAACAGGAGAGGCAAGGAAGGCCCUCCAGGAGAUGUCGGACCGAAACGAGGUCAUGUGGUCCGAGGAAACUAGCGAGGUGUACAAGGUCUAA